This is a messenger RNA of Diplodia corticola, 1428 nucleotides long. Its product is annotated as actin family protein. Bases 1 to 1428 code for a protein of 475 amino acids. The transcript has 2 exons. Gene Ontology annotation, cellular component: Swr1 complex. Gene Ontology annotation, molecular function: nucleosome binding. Lineage: Eukaryota; Fungi; Ascomycota; Dothideomycetes; Botryosphaeriales; Botryosphaeriaceae. The record is from RefSeq and is a predicted model, not a curated record.
AUGCCCCGAGCUGCAAAGCAGGCCAAGCCGUCGCUCCCCUCCAACACCCUGAUCGUCGACAAUGGCGCCUACAACAUCAAGGCUGGCUUCGCCCCGCCAGACAGCUCCACCGAGCCCACCUGCCGCAUCAGCCCAAACUGCAUAGCUCGCGCAAGGGACAGACGCAUUUGGGUCGGCUCGCAGCUGGACCAAUGCAAGGACUUUGGCGAGAUGGCCUUCCGCAGGCCCGUCGAGAAGGGCUUCGUCGUGAACUGGGAGGGCGAAAAGGCCAUCUGGGACCAUGAGUUUCUGGGGAACGACGCCCCGCUAAAGUGCGACCCGCACGACACUGCCCUCGUCCUGACCGAGGCCCCCAACUCCCCGCAAGCUCUGCAGACCAACUGCGACCAGAUGGUCUUCGAAGAGUUCGAAUUCGCCUCCUACUACCGCUGCCUCGCCCCCGUGCUAAACGCCUACAACGACAUCCCAGCCCUCUUCGGCGACCCGGCCACCACCACUUCCCCCGUCGAGUCUCUCCUCCUCAUCGACACGGGCUACUCGCACACGACCAUCACCCCGCUGCACCACGGCCGGCCCUUCCACUCAGCCAUCCGCCGCCUGACAGUCGGCGGCAAGUUCCUAACGAACCACCUGAAAGAGCUCAUCUCGCUGCGCGCCUACAACUUCAUGGACGAGACGCACCUGGUCAACGAAAUCAAAGAAGACGUGUGCUACAUCUCGGCCGACUUCGCCCGGGACCUCGAGCGGACAUGGAAGGGGGGCGCCCUCUCGUCCACGACCACCCACAAGAACAAGACCUCCGCAGCCACAGACCCCUCCAUCGUCGUCGACUACGUCCUUCCCGACUACUCCGAGCGCACCCGCGGCUUCGCGCGCCCCCACGACCCCUCGGCCACCGCCAAAGCGAAGCGUCUAGGCACGCUCGCCCACGCCACAGGCGGCGGCGGCGGCAGCGGCGGCGGCACUCCCACCACCACCACAGCCGCAACACCGGACAUGGCCGCCAGCAAAACCCCCGAAGACCUCCUGCCCCUCGGCAACGAACGCUUCGCCGUCCCGGAACUCCUCUUCCACCCGAGCGACAUCGGGCUCGCGGAGCCCGGCCUGCCGGCCGCCGUCAUGCAGUCCUUGCAGCAGCUGCCGGAGGCCCUGUGGCCGGGACUGCUCGCGAACGUCGUCGUCGUGGGCGGUAACGCGUUGCUGCCGGGCUUCGUGGAGAGGCUGAGGAAAGAGCUGAGGGCGGUGGUGCCGGGCGAGUACGUGGUGAGGGUGGCGAGGCCGGAGGAUCCGGUGGGGGCGACGUGGAGGGGGGGUGUGAGGAUGGUGGGGGAGAGGGGGGAGGGGCUCAGGGGCGUGGCGGUGAUGAGGGAGGAGUACAUGGAGAAUGGGGCGGGGUGGGCUGCGAGGAGGUUCGCGGGCUUGGUGUGA